Molecule: messenger RNA, 1863 nt
Organism: Pundamilia nyererei
Lineage: Eukaryota; Metazoa; Chordata; Actinopteri; Cichliformes; Cichlidae
Gene: ctsf
Product: cathepsin F
Exons: 11
Biological process (GO): proteolysis
Molecular function (GO): cysteine-type peptidase activity; cysteine-type endopeptidase inhibitor activity
Source: RefSeq, a predicted model, not a curated record
GUCCACGAGUCCGACCCGGGUCUUAAGAAGGCUCUGGCCUUUGCAGAGGAGCGAUACAACCGGGUCUCCAAUGCGAUGCAUCUCCGCAGAGUCAGCCGGGUCAUCUCUGCCAACAAACAGCUGGUUAAAGGGAUCCGUUACACUUUAACAGUGGAGCUGAGUAACACUCAAUGUAAGAAGUCCACCAUGCUCAGGACAUGUGACUUCUAUCCCGAGUUAAAUCAACUCAAGGUAGGUUGUGUGUGUGUGUUCUUUAUUUUUUUACUCUGUCCCAACUUUUUUGACACAUAUUGGUGCCAUCAAAUUCAAAGUGAAAUAUUUAAUGUCUCAGGUUAAACAUCUGAUAUGUCUCUUCUCUUGUUCGCACUUUAAAAACAAAAUUAAAUUCAACUGAAAAUGGAAAAAAAUGAAAGGCUUUUAAGCAGAAUCUUUUAUGAAUAUGUGCUUUUGACCCUUCACCUUGCAGAAGUGGACCGCCGUUUGCGCAUCUUCCACGAGAACCUAAAGACUGCUGAGAAGCUCCAGGCUUUGGAUCAAGGUUCAGCUGAGUAUGGAGUCACCAAGUUCAGCGACCUCACCGAGGAGGAGUUUCGCUCUACAUACUUAAACCCACUGCUGAGUCAAUGGACUCUCCAUCAACCAAUGAAACCAGCUGCUCCCGCCAAAGGCCCCUCGCCUGACAGCUGGGAUUGGAGGGAUCAUGGAGCUGUCAGUCCUGUUAAGAACCAGGGAAUGUGUGGAUCUUGCUGGGCAUUUUCUGUCAUAGGCAACAUUGAAGGCCAGUGGUUCCUGAAAAAUGGAACGUUGCUGUCACUUUCCGAACAAGAGCUGGUUGACUGUGACGGGCUGGACCAGGCGUGCAGAGGCGGGCUUCCAUCAAAUGCUUAUGAAGCUAUUGAGAAGCUGGGGGGUCUGGAGACUGAAAGUGACUACUCCUACACCGGGCACAAGCAGAGGUGUGACUUCACCACCGGGAAGGUGGCCGCCUACAUCAACAGCUCCGUGGAGCUGCCCAAAGAGGAGAAGGAGAUCGCUGCUUGGCUGGCUGAGAAUGGGCCAGUCUCUGUUGCUCUGAAUGCUUUUGCAAUGCAGUUUUACAGGAAGGGUAUAUCUCACCCUCUGAAGAUUUUCUGCAACCCCUGGAUGAUCGACCACGCUGUGCUGUUGGUGGGAUACGGAGAACGUAAAGGUAUUCCCUUCUGGGCCAUCAAAAACAGCUGGGGGGAGGAUUAUGGAGAGCAGGGUUACUACAACCUCUACAGGGGCUCCAAUGCAUGUGGGAUCAACAAGAUGUGCUCAUCUGCUGUAGUCAACUGAACCCCUAACACCUCCUACACACACUCACACUCACACUCACACUCACACUCACACUCAUCAUCAUCAUCAUCAUCAUCAUGCUACAUGCACCACAGCUGUCAACUGACCCCAGCUCCACAUCACUUAUCCAGAAUGCACAAGAGCUCAACACGCACACAUGUGAAGUCCUGCUGAUGUUUCUUCUCCGUUAGACCAAACCAGUGUUUUACCAGCUCUAAUAAAGCUAGCUUUGAUGUGAUACUGAAACUUUCCAGUAAUUUUAAAUCAAGAUUACAUCUGCUUUUUCUGUUAGUCCUGAAGCUUGGUUAAAAUGAUUAAUGUGUUUAAGGUAACAGCUUAUAAGUCAUCUUUACUUACAGUAACAGAGCCCAUGCUCAUAGUGGUGAGCUGAUGGUAUGUGCUUCAAAGAGUUUUUGAAAAACAAGGCUUUGAUUCUGAAGUGGUUUACUGCACAAACUCAGUUUAGUGCAAUGUAAUUGCAAUAAUAGCUGUAUAACAGUGAGAAAUGAAUGAUGGGAGUUGAAUUAAAAAAAAGUGUGAAAUCCA